UCAUCUGGGGUACGGCACACACACUCACAGCAGCUCUCACGCACACUCACAGCAGCAGAUAAACUUCAAGAAAGGUCCUGUACACUCACUUUUAGUCCUGUCAGCAGGCUGCAAUCGAGAGGUUCUCAAACAACUGAGCCAGUGACUCACCCCCUCUGCACCUCUUGCUGAGCCAUUAUUACCAUGGAAACCCCAGGCCACAAACGCACCAGCCGUGGUGCCGUUGCCCACUCCCCGGCCCGCAUCACCAGGCUGCAGGAGAAGGAGGACCUGUCUAACCUCAAUGACCGGCUGGCUGUCUACAUCGACAAGGUGCGCUCGCUGGAGAUGGAGAACGCCGGACUGCGACUGCGCAUCACUGAGUCCGAGUCCUCUGUCAGCCGUGAUGUGUCGGGCAUGAAGGCGGCCUACGAGACGGAGUUGGCCGACGCCCGCAAGACCCUGGACCAGGUGGCCAAGGAGCGAGCACGCCUGCAGCUGGAGCUGAGCAAGAUCAGGGAGGAGCACAAGGAGCUCAAAGCCAGGAACAGUAAAAAGGAGUCUGACCUCGAGGCGGCUCUGGCCAGGCUGAGGGACCUGGAGGCCCUGCUCAACUCUAAAGAUGCUUCCCUCACCACCGCCUUGGGGGAGAAGCGAGCCCUGGAGGCCGAGGUGAAGGACCUCAAGGCCCAGCUGGCUAAGAUUGAUGGUAACUUGGCGGAUGCCAAGAAGCAGCUGCAGGAUGAGAUGCUCAGGAGAGUGGACGCCGAGAACCGCCUGCAGACCUUGAAGGAGGAACUGGAGUUCCAGAAGAGCAUCUACAACGAGGAGCUGCGCGAGUCCAAGCGUCGGCACGAGUCUCGCAUGGUGGAGGUCGACAGCGGGCGGCAGCUGGAAUUUGAGAGCAAGCUGGCCGAGGCCCUGGCCGAGCUGAGGACCCAAUACGAGGAUCAGCUCAACCUCUACAAGGAGGAGGUGGAGAAGACCUACACCUCUAAGCUGGAGAACGCUCGCCAUUCAGCCGACAGGAACAGCCACUUGGUGGGAGCUGCCCAUGAAGAGCUGCAGCAGACCCGUGUUCGAUUGGAGGGCAUGUCGGGCCAGCUCAGCCUGCUGCAGAAACAGCUGUCAGCAAGCGAGGCCAAGGUGCGGGAGCUUGAGGACGCUCUGACGAGGGAGCGGGACAUGACGCGCCGGCGGCUGGAGGAUAAAGAGCGGGAGAUGGCUGAGAUCCGAGCUAAGAUGCUGCAGCAGCUGGAAGAGUACCAGGAGCUGCUGGACAUCAAACUGGCCCUGGACAUGGAGAUUAAUGCUUACAGGAAGCUGCUGGAGGGAGAGGAAGAGAGGCUGCGUCUGUCACCCAGCCCUCCACCCACCAAGGUCACAGUGACAAGGACCUCCGCCUCAGGCCACGGCCACACCAGCCGCCUUCUCCACUCCGCCACCACCGCCACCGCCUCCAGCAGCCGCAACUCCUCCGGCACGGGCAGCACCAAGAAGCGCCGCCUCAAUGACAACGACAGCGAGACCUCCAGCAUGGUGGGGGGCACUGUGACCAAGACUCGCAUCAGUCAGCACGCUUCAGCCAGCGGGCGCAUCACCGUGGACGAGGUCGACCUGGAGGGCAAGUUCGUCCGUCUCAGCAACAAGGCCGACGAGGACCAGUCUCUGGGCAACUGGCAGGUGAAGAGGCAAGUGGGUAAUGGCAGCCCCAUUACCUACAAGUUCCCCCACAAGUUCACUCUGAAGGCUGGAGGAACUGUCACUAUCUGGGCUGCCUCUGGCAAUGGAACCCACAACCCCCCCUCCGACCUGGUGUGGAAGAGCCAGAACUCGUGGGGCACCGGCGACCUCCUGCAGACCUCCCUGAUCAGCGCCAACGGCGAGGAAAUGGCCAUGAGGAAAGUGACACGCACCCUGUUCCAUGACGAUGAUGAUGAUGACACGGGAGCUCACAGCACGAGCGGCGCAGACAACGAGUACAACCUGAGGAGCCGCACGGUGAUCUGCGACUCCUGCGGGCAGUCGGCGGAUCGCAGCUCAGGAGUUUGCAGCAGCGGGGGUCUACCUGAAGGCCUCGGGGGACACUCUUUUUUUAUGGGCACCAAUGAGCCCAGACAGGGCCGCGUGAAGCCGGAGAACUGCUCCAUCAUGUAGAAACCAGAGUGCACCUCACCUCCUGUAGCCCACAGAGGAGAAUCAUUUUCUACCGUUGGGAUAUUUGUCUUUAUUUUUUUAUAUGAUCUCGUCUUAUUUUGUACUCAGAUUCACGGAGCCAAGGACUGGCCAUAGAAAACAAAAUAUACAGAGGCCGUGUUUUAGUACACAGAGCGCUCGAAAUGACGUGAGCAGAUCCAAUUCGUUCCCACGUAUUGAUCUUGAUGCAUUUUUCAUAAUUCUAUAUAUUUUCCUUUCUAUGGCCUCUCCCCGCCUGCGUACAGAUUAAUCUGCAGGUUUCAUUUGUUUUGAGGUUUUUGGCAAAGGGCGCAGGAUUCUCAUAUUCAGCUUUGGAGGGGUUUUUUUUGUAUGUUCAAGUUAUGUUAUUGCAUGUGUUCUGUGCUAAUGCUUGUAUUGUAUCCAUCUUGCUCUUCUUGCGCGCACACACACACACACACACACACACAGAGCUCCAUUGACCAGUGCUUGUGCUUCGAUCCGAGCCGGGGUUUCACAUUUAAUGGCCAGGCUGUCAACACUCAGCACGCACAGCUAGUGAACCCUGUCAGGACCGGACCUCUGCAGCCAUACAGACAGCAGGAGGAGGAAUCCUGUGGGGUUUGUUUGUCAGGUUUAUCGCCCCUCAAAUAGAUCAAAUCUUUAUUUAAGAUGUUAAUUCUGUUUACAAUUGAAAUUUGUUCUCCUUUGAUUGAACAGUAUUGUGCUAUCUUUAUAUAUGCUACAGUAAAUAAAUAGAUAGGGUUUAUUUUCUUAAAACAAAACAAAUACUAACGAAAGCCAAAGUACUGAAAGCUCAGGGUGUUCAGCAGGUUUUUCACCUUAGCCUUAGACAAACAUGUCGGCAUAUGUUUUCUACAGUUUGUGGAUUUAGAUCAAUGGAUGGGCAGCUGUGCUACACACAGAGAAAAUAAUUAUUUUAGAUGCGUAUAUUUUCUCUGUAAUUGACAGCUGGCCCCCAGAGAAAUGUUUGAUUACCUUGAACGUGUGUUGAAACAAGUUGCUGGAUAAGUUGAAUGUACACGGUUAACAGGUGUAUCUCAGUUUGACGUACAUUUAAAUGUGUUGCCUUAUUAUUUUUUUCUUUAAACAAAUUCCAAAGAUGUUUUGUUAUGGCCAUGGGGAAAAGUAGAAAUAGUUUCUUACAUGGGGAAAUAUCAGGAAUGGGUGCUGUGUCUUUAUUAACAUAUUUGGUGCCGUAUAUGCAGCACAUCUCAGCUUAUUCAACCAAGUCAACACUAUUCUAACAGAGAAGCAUUGUGUGUGAGUGCGACAGUGGUUUUUGGAAACAUUUAACAAGUUUCUUUUUUUUACAGACUGAAAAAACAAAUGUGCCUUGAGAGGAGAGAAAAUCAUGAACAACCGCUGGUCUUUGCACACAUGCCUCAUAUCACAGUCUUGUGACUGUCAGCUGUCCUUUGUGUUGCUCCUAAGAACUGGUCAUAAGGGCUUUUUUUCCCCCCUUUCCUUUAAGAUUACUGGCUCUGCAAAUCCCCAGGCGUGAUUUUUGAAAAUCUGAGUAGGAUUGAGGGUUUUUGUGUACUUUGUGACUUCACGCACUGCUUUUAUUGAGGGCCUCGCCAAAUAUGCACAGCAGGUAGAUUUGUACUGUAGUCUGGCAGCUUAAGUCAUUUAUACUCAAGUGAAAAUCAUAUCAAAGCAUUUAUGGAAAAUACUUGAUAGCUUCUUUCUUUUCUAUUGUACUUGUAAGGUAUUUGUGCCACAUUAGAUUCUUUUUUGUUUUUGCGAUGCCUGAUUUUGACCUUAUGAUUCCCACAGUGCCUUAAAAAGUCCAUGACAAUCUUUAGUUAAAGAAAAGGCCAACUCCAAAGGUGCUUAGUAUUUGGCCUCUGCAACUGAUUUAUAAGACAGAGAAUUUAUCUCUACAUUUACAAGACAUGAUUACUGUAUAAUUGUGUUAAAAUAUGCAACUAUUGAGGAAAUCUUCUCUGUCAGAGCAGCUCAUUUAAAGGAAGAACUUCUUCCUGUGCAACACUUCGUCUUGUUUUCAUGUUUUCUUACAGAACAGACAGUUGCUCUUUAACAUUUGUAAGCAGUGUUAGUUCAAGUUAAUGAAGAACCACUUACAAAAUCAGAUUCAAACCACAGAUGUGCUCGAUGUGACAAAACCUCUUGAAGGGUCUCUGUGAAAUCCUGAACCCUCCCUGAUGGAGGCCUCAUGAAUCGUUUGAAGGACUUGAGGAUUUAAAAUGUCACAGAAAGGGAUUUCUUGUUAUUAAUGCUUUAGUGCCAAAGUUGUAAUUAGCUUGAAGUGGGAUUUGUGUUAUUCCUGUCAUAACGUUACUGUAACAUUGGUAAAGCCUUUGUGCAUUCAGUUGAUUUUCUUUUCUUUUCUAAAACAAUGAGUAAAAAUCUUUUUUUUCCAA
Chelmon rostratus (copperband butterflyfish) is the source of this 4541-nucleotide messenger RNA. RefSeq names its product lamin-A-like. The coding region runs from base 184 to 2136 and encodes 650 amino acids. The transcript has 13 exons. The record is from RefSeq and is a predicted model, not a curated record. NCBI's taxonomy places the organism in Eukaryota, Metazoa, Chordata, Actinopteri, Chaetodontiformes, Chaetodontidae.